CUAAAACAUUUGUAAUCAUUUUGAGGAAAUGACAAAACUGCCCAUGCCUUCGUUCCUACUCUUUUAAGGCUCCCUCGACACACACGACUACAUCUCUCUGUAAUUUUACCCUCCGAGGAUUUCUUUGAUUCACUUACCGCUUACCACUAUAUAUCAACAGAUUCCAUUCAUCAAGAAAGUGUCAAAGAAGUAUUUUUCGCCUUCGAAUCAGCACAGGUUUGUGCUAAAAGACUAAUGUUUAUUUGACAUUCUGAGCUGGGUAACCUAAAAUCUUGAACUCUCCAAACCCUAUUUCUUUUUCUUUUUUCUUGAUUUUUUUUUGAAUCAAGAUCUGAUUCUUGUAGCCUUUCUUAGUUUGUAUCAAGUGGGUUUGUUGUAAUUUCAACUAGUAGAUGUUUAUAUCGGUUGUUUAUUGAAUUCACGAACUGGGUUUAGAUUAAAGAUUAAAAUAAUCAAAUAAAAAACCUUUCUUGCGUGUUCUUCACAGUUCGCGCAUUUUGAAAACAUACAGAAAACUUGAUGCUUCUUGUAGGUUUUCAUAUCUGCUAAAAUGCGCCUUCUUGCAUCUUUUCCUCCUCCUCCUACCCCUCUUGCUAAUCCCCCUUCUCAUACGGAUUCCAAAACUAACUCAACCCUGUUAUUUGCUAGAAACAUUAUAAUUGUGAUAGCGGUUAUGUUCUUUAUAUGUGGUUUACUCCAUUUACUGGUGAGGUAUUUGAUAAAGAGGAAAAGAUCUUCAAAUUCCCAUUUUCAAUCUUCAAGAUUUCAAGAAAGUGGUGUCGAUGAUGAUGGUGAUGGUGAUGCGUAUGAGAGACAAUUACAACAGCUUUUCAAUCUACAUGAUUCUGGGUUAGAUCAAGCUUUCAUUGAUGCGCUCCCAGUGUUUUCUUACAAAGAAUUAAUGGGGUUAAAAGAGCCUUUCGAUUGUGCUGUUUGCCUUUGUGAAUUUACACAACAGGACAAUUUAAGAUUGUUACCUUUAUGCAGCCAUGCUUUCCAUAUGCAAUGUAUAGACACUUGGUUGCUUUCAAAUUCAACUUGUCCUUUAUGCAGAGGAACCCUUUUCACUCCUGGUUUUUCCGUUGAAAAUCCUGUCUUUGAGUUUAAUGAUUCAAGGGAAGAAGAUGACGACCAAGGGCAUUUUGGUCAUUUCAAGCAAUCCGAGGGUAGUAUCGGUAACGAAAAGAGGGUGUAUCCGGUUAGACUUGGAAAGUUUAGAGCCACAAAUGUUGGAAAAAGAGAUGAAAAGGAAGUUGGGGAGACAAGUAAUAGCAAUUUUGAUGCAAGAAGAUGUUACUCGAUGGGAUCUUAUGAGUAUGUGGUGGGAAACUCAGAUUUAAGAGUGGCGUUUGUUCCCAAUAGAGGUAGUAGUAGUAGAAGGGGCAGUUUUGGUAAUAAAGAUAAAGAAAAUAGCUCGAUUGAUGGGGGUAAUGAUGGAAAGAAAAUCAGCAAUAGAAGCAAAGGUGAGAGCUUUUCAGUUUCCAAGAUUUGGCUUUGGUCAAAGAGAGAUCAUCAUAAAGGUCAAAUAUCUUCAGGUACCAAUACCCAUAUGGUUAAUUCGUCUGUUAAUGUUAGUUUACCCUUUAGAAAUGCAAAUAAUACUCAUAGUUGACAUUUCAAGAGCCAAUACUUUUUUUUUAUGAAGUUGUUUAUUCAAUUUUCCGUUCUUGUUUCUUUAGUGGAGUGAAGAUUUUGUGAAUGAUUCUUAUUUCCUUUUCAUGAUUAACUUUAGUAAAGAUGGCAACAUGUACUCAUUACUUUUAUCAUUUUGUUUAAUAUUGUGUCCUUUUUCAUUGUUGAAUAUGAUGGGUUAUGUAAUGGUUCAGACCUUUUAAAUACUCUUAUUGAUUUACA
Lactuca sativa (garden lettuce) is the source of this 1854-nucleotide messenger RNA. Its product is annotated as RING-H2 finger protein ATL46. The record is from RefSeq and is a predicted model, not a curated record. NCBI's taxonomy places the organism in Eukaryota, Viridiplantae, Streptophyta, Magnoliopsida, Asterales, Asteraceae. Gene Ontology annotation, molecular function: ubiquitin protein ligase binding.